AGAGCACGGUAAUCAUUAGAGAGUUAGUCAGACUCAGCAAGGUUGUUCCCCUACUUCAGGAUGAAGAGAGUCAAGAGCCACCGAGAAAGAAGUCAAGAACGAUGGAGGAGCGUCCAGCUGCCGGUCCUUCGACACGAACCAUAGAUUUACCUAUGGAUGCAAGUUGAAGAUGCCCCUACACCCAUCCUGAUUCUGGCAGAAGAAAACAAGACUCCUACAAAAGCAACCAGACACACUGGUGUCAUCUCUACCGACAAUCUAAUGAGAAAAUCGCCAAGUCUUUCCCCGCUAGUAGCAAGUCCCAAUGAGCACCCAGCUGCGGAUUAUGACUCCAGUGAUUCGGGUGGUUCCUAUCUAUCCUACGCAAGUCCCAGUCGGCAGCGAUCCCCUGUCAGCUCACGUACAGGAACACCUCCUCCCGAAGAACCACGACUGCUCAGCCGGGCUGUGGACAUCAUGAAACAGAUCACGGCCGACGAUCAACGCAUUCUCAACCAGGCUGCCACUCUCCGCCAGAGAGCGGCGGGGCUGAAAGAGCAGGCGAGUAAAGUGCGGGACGUCGUGCGUGUCGAGCAGGGACGCCGUGUGAGAUUGGAGGCCUACUUCGCGUACUGGAGAGAGAUCACGCCUCAAUGGCCAAAAGAUUGGAUCUACGAAGAGGGCGAGGAGGAUCAGAUCCGGACAGAGCGAGUGCUGAGGACUAUGCCACUACCGCUACCGUCAACAGGCCCGACAGGUCCACCUACUUUGUCUUUUGACGGACGAGACGCACCGAACUCUCAUAGGGAGUUGAGACGCCGUCAACUUCAGCCACGACAUAAAACUCAUGAGCAGAAGAAUGGGGCAGCUGCCCCUCCUGCAGAAGUCGAGCAAGCAGAUAAACAUGCCAAUCACCUACCUUCCCCGCAGUUUACAAACAAAGGAAGACCGGCAAAACGAAAACACUCUACUUGAAUCGUUGACGAUUGAUACUUUGAGCUUGAUCUACCGAUGUUAC
Molecule: messenger RNA, 997 nt
Organism: Suillus discolor
Lineage: Eukaryota; Fungi; Basidiomycota; Agaricomycetes; Boletales; Suillaceae
Exons: 5
Coding region: 157-954 (265 amino acids)
Source: RefSeq, a predicted model, not a curated record